AUGAAUAGUUCUGAUAGUGCUUUCAUUAAAAAGGAGGAUGAUUUAUCACCAAUUAAAUUUCUUGAAUGGCCGAUUGAUGCGGAUGACGAUGAGCAAUUUCGUGCUGGAUAUCCAUAUACGCCUGAUAAAGAAAAGGAAAUAGAUGGUGACACAUUUUAUACACCUGAUGAAGAAAAAGAAAUAAAUGAUGAAUGCAACACAAAUAUACAAGCUGAUGUUCAAUCAACAUCUCCAUCAUCUAGUCAAAAAAAAAAAAUCAUGGAUAUAGAUGGGAAACCAUCUAAAGUUCAAAAUUACGGUCAACGUUUUACCGAACUUACAAAAGAAAAAGAUAAUUGUAAUAAUCAUGGUCAAAACAAGUAUCAUCAGAUUCAAGCUGAUAUUGGCGCUAAUAACAAGUGUGGUGGCACAUCGAGCUGA
This is a messenger RNA of Adineta steineri, 420 nucleotides long. Lineage: Eukaryota; Metazoa; Rotifera; Eurotatoria; Adinetida; Adinetidae. The record is from the annotation of a GenBank genome assembly.